ACUCCCAGCUAGGCCCCGCCUCUCACGUCUCUCGGCUUGCAAAAGGGAAACAACCAAGAUGGCUGACGGGCCCGAGCUCGUCGCCCCCAGCCCUUCCCCUGGCGGCCGGUUGAAGGGCUUGCUGUGUAGCUGCAGGGGCUACGCUUGGGCUCUGCUCCCACUGGCCUCGCUGGCCCUCCUUUACCACCUCCGAGCGCCGCUCCGGCUAUACGAGACUGCCGUAACCGUGACUGGCUUCAUCAGCACAUUGACUCCGAAGUUCUAUGUUGCACUCACUGGCACAUCGUCACUCAUAUCUGGACUAAUACUGGUGUUUGAAUGGUGCUACUUCAAGAAGUACGGCACGUCUUUCAUUGAGCAGGUAUCUGUAAACCAUUUGCGUCCGUUGGUGGGUGCAAAUGAACCUGGAAUGUCUUCAGGGAGUUUCUUUCCAAGCACCGAAGACAAUGACACCAGCAGGCAGAGCUUGUCAGAGUGCAAGGUGUGGAGAAACCCUUUAAAUCUGUUCAGAGGAGCCGAAUACAACAGGUACACGUGGGUUACUGGGAGAGAUCCUCUAACAUACUAUGAUAUGAAUCUGUCAGCACAAGAUCACCAGACAUUUUUUACAUGUGACACAGACAUGUUGCGACCGCCUGAUGCUGUUAUGCAAAAAGCAUGGAGAGAGAGGAGUCCUCAAGAAAGAGUAAAAGCUGCUUACCAAGCCCUGGAAGAAUAUAAUGACUGUGCAACAGCAUAUAUUCUUUUGGCUGAAGAAGAGGCAACUACAAUAUCAGAGGCCGAAAGACUGUUCCAGCAGGCAUUGCGAGCUGGAGAAUCUGCCUAUAAAAGGUCUCAACAGCAACAGCACAUGAGUAUACAGCAUGAAGCUCAGCACAGGAGAGACACCAAUGUAUUGGUUUAUACAAAGAGGAGAUUGGCAAUGUGUGCACGCAAAUUAGGAAGAAUACGGGAAGCAGUUAAAAUAAUGAGAGAUUUAAUGAAAGAGUUUCCUCUUCUUAGCAUGGUGAAUAUCCACGAAAACUUGCUGGAAGCUUUACUGGAAUUACAGGCGUACGCGGAUGUUCAGGCAGUCCUCGCAAAAUAUGAUGAUAUCAGUCUACCCAAAUCAGCAACAAUAUGUUACACAGCUGCAUUGUUAAAAGCCAGAGCAGUUUCCGAAAGAUUCUCCCCAGAAACUGCCUUUAGGAGAGGGCUCACUACAGCAGAAAUGAAUGCGGUAGAAGCUAUACAUCGCGCUGUGGAAUUUAAUCCUCAUGUUCCAAAGUAUUUACUAGAAAUGAAAAGUUUGAUCAUGCCUCCGGAGCACAUCCUGAAGCGCGGCGACAGCGAAGCUCUAGCGUACGCUUUUUUCCACCUCCAGCAUUGGAAACGAGUGGAAGGCGCACUGAAUUUACUACACUGUACAUGGGAAGGCACAUUUCGGAUACUUCCAUACCCCUUAGAAAGAGGUCAUCUGUUUUAUCCUUACCCUGGCUGCACAGAAAGUGCGGACAGAGUGCUAUUGCCAGCUUUUCAUGAAGUUUCUGUGUACCCAAAGAAGGACCUACCAUUCUUUAUUCACUUCACAGCUGGCCUGUGUUCAUUUACGGCAAUGUUGGCACUUCUGACACAUCAGUUUCCAGAGCUCAUGGGGGUUUUUGUCAAAGCUUUUUUCGUAACGCUGCUCGCUCCCUUCACGUUCAUGUUAGAAAAGAUUGAGAGCAUCAUGCCGUCCAGUUUCUGGCAUCAACUGACUCGAUUGUAACAACAACACCAGCAGCACAUAAAUGCAUUGUUGUGCAGUUAGAAAAUGAAAUGAGGUUCUGGAGUAAAGGUUUGACUGUUUGGAUGAAAAUGUGUUUUCUCAGGUGUAGCAGUGGCCAAAAGGCAGAUUUCCGACCAAGUGAAUAUGAAAAUAUUUCUUCACAAUCUAAAACAAAUAUCUAUCAAUAUGAGAAUGGACCCUGAAUGUAUUUUCUAUUACCUACACAGGGUAAUGCACACAAAGUAAGAAUAGUCGGGAAUUCAAAAUUAACCAAGUUAUUUUCUAUAGUGAAAAUUCAGAGUGAAUUUCAAAUUUAAAUUUGCCCAUUUAAGAGUGGCCAAAAUGGAAGGUAACCUGAUUUAAAGAUUUGUUUCCAGUUUGGCUGUUUUGACCUUAAUUUUGAAAUUCACUUUGAAUUCUUAUUUUAGUAAAUAACCCUAUAAGUGUAAAUUUCUAAUUUGAGCUAAAUUGUUCCUCUUCAACUUUUGUGGCCUAAAAUGUAAAAUUCACUUUCAGAUUCAACCAUUCACGUUUAAGAUAAUAGACCGGUCAACAGGAAAUUGUCACUUCUCAGGAUUUUUAAUAUUAUAAAGGCUUUUUACUAAAGUUAGAAUUCAAGGUGAAUUUCAAAUUUAAGGUCAAAAUAGCCAAACUGGAAAUAUUCCCUAAAUCAAAUUUGCUUUCAGUUUAGCUGCUCUGGCCUUAAACUUAAAAUGUAGUUUGAUUUCUCCUUUUAGAAAAUAACCCUGCAUGUUUACUUAAUCCUGUAUUCAACAAAUCUAUAUUUGUGAUGUAAAAUAAAGCUACAUGUAGAUAUCCACAAAUCCUUAUCCUGCAUUUGGCUCCCCUGUCAAUCAUUGUUGUAAACUUUGCUCCUGGAAGUCAUGAUGCAUAAUGAGAAGGAGGAUUGAAACAGUGUUUCUACUUCUCCAUAGGAUUUGCCUUACCUGAACUAGAUUAACGACAUCGUUUAAUAUAUUUAUUUAAAAGAAAAUGGAGCAUCCUAUGAGAAAAGGUUAUAGAUUAUUUUCAAUGAAGUGACAGUUUCCCCUUUAAUAUUCUGUUAUGUUAUUAUAAAUCCCAAUUUACUGCCUCACUUCUGAAAUGAAAAAGUUCUAGCAGACAUGACUGCACACACUUCACAAAUACUUUUUGUUAAAAAAAAAUAAAUAAACUGUUCUCUGCUUAAGAUUAUGAUAUCCCUUUCUUCUGUCUUGGCACCAGACACUGAGUGUAUAUAAAACACACUGCUUAUUCAAUAAAAUGGAAAAUUUCAUAAAAAUAAGUCAAUUGGCACGUGUUGGAAACUUAAAAUAUUGCUGCAGAGAAAGACCAUUGCGUUACUAAAUGUCAAGUUGGGUAUUGACAUUGUGUGAAAACAAUGUGAUGGAAGCAAAUCGUUUACACAUAUAUUAUGACCUUUGAACUGUCACUAUUCUUUCCAAUAGUGGAUCAACAGUCAGACAAGUGAUUCUUCAGUAGUCAGAGGCUCAUUGUUUCCUGGAAUAUACCCAGUUGCCAGCCAUAAAUACCAGAGGGAUGUGAAUAGAUGUGGCAGGUAAAAAAACAAAGUAAUAAUUAAACAGAUUCACCCCUAAAAGACUGCAGUGCUCUUACUGUUAACACUUUCUAAACCUCAAUAGGCCAACAAUACAUGUUUGUGUGAGAUUUUGAAUGUUUCCAUUGACUUCUCUAGAGAGGUGUUUUGUUUUUCUAGAGAUACAUUUGUCACUUACUACUGAACUUUGUUAAACGUGUAUAUUCAUUUAACAUGUUUUGUAAUGAAAUGGAAAAUAAAUUACUAUCUUUCGGUUA
This is a messenger RNA of Pelobates fuscus (common spadefoot toad), 3562 nucleotides long. It is a transcript of the gene ST7L, whose product is annotated as suppression of tumorigenicity 7 like. The record is from RefSeq and is a predicted model, not a curated record. Bases 59 to 1747 code for a protein of 562 amino acids. The transcript is spliced from 15 exons. Lineage: Eukaryota; Metazoa; Chordata; Amphibia; Anura; Pelobatidae.